AUGUCCGAUUUCAAUGACAAGGACCGCAAAGAGUUGCAACAAUUCAUCGAGAACGAACAACAGAAAUCAAAAUUCCAGACAAGUAAAUUCCCAAUGAAAUCUUUCCAGUUUGAAAUUCCUGAUGUCCACAAUUUGACCGACAUGUGCUGGUCUAAAUGUAUGACGUCCAAAAUUACUGGCACGGCAAUCGACAAAAGUGAAAAUUCUUGCCUGGAGAAUUGCGUCAAUCGAUUUAUCGACUCCCAGAAGACGAUCGUGAAGCAGCUAGACCACAUGGGCGGCAAGGCCUAA
Morchella sextelata is the source of this 291-nucleotide messenger RNA. RefSeq lists its product as uncharacterized. NCBI's taxonomy places the organism in Eukaryota, Fungi, Ascomycota, Pezizomycetes, Pezizales, Morchellaceae. The transcript has 2 exons. The coding region runs from base 1 to 291 and encodes 96 amino acids. The record is from RefSeq and is a predicted model, not a curated record.